AUGAGCCAACGUCAGAUCACUCAGGGUUCCCCUAGGAGAACCGAAAGCGAUGUCGAGAGCAACCGGGCGCCAGCCUCAAGAGUCAACGCGAAUGAGCGGUGGCUCAAUACCGUGCUCAUCCGCUUCGCAGAGGCUUUGCUCCGGCACUUAUACAAAGCGGCGGAGCCCAGCCAAAACCAGAUCCAGGCCGGGCUGACCAAAAAGGAGACAACAGAGGCCUGGGAAGCCGUUCAAAAGAUCUGUGAAGAUCUAAAGCUGCAGAUCCCGCCCGGCAAAUGUGGGGAUCUGUACAAGAAACAGCUUGCGGAUGUGUCCAAGCAUACCAAGAGGAUGGAGACACUGUGCAACAUGAUGCUCAAAGGGUUAAGCACAGAGCACCGUGAGUUGCUGUCGUGGGCAGACAUGAAGGAUAAGCAGGAGUUCCAGAACCAUGCCAUGAUGGCUGCGAUCGAGUGGUCAGUCGCCGGAAGAACAAACGCGCUGAAAAUCAAACUCGAGGAGCUUUGGCAGAAGCACGAAGCUGCAAGGUCAGGCCGAGCCGAGUUCGGGGGCAUCCGCCAAAGACGGGACCUCGGAUCAGGAACUGACGCGCUUGAAAAUGGAGGAGGUCGCGGCGUUCCUCGACAAAGUGACAUCCGACAUGUGCAAGCACGCAACGGAGGUUGGCAAAAUCACCAAGGACAACACGAAGCACGCGAUAUCCUCGGUCAGUUAUCUCACUUCUUGGUGGCAGAUCAUCUUUGGUAUUGCGGCCGGCAUAGGCACCGUCAUUAUGUGGACGCAGACUAUACUCCCACAUCUAUCCAGUCGUCCAGAGCUGUUGAGGACCAACAAGGGGCUUUAAGCGGGUGGUAUGGCACCACCGUCUCCACAAGCCAUUCUAUUGUCACCGAUGCCUCCAUCUGGGCAAGGCAAACUGCGAUGAGACAAAACUUGUCUAGCCCUGCCGAUGCCAACAGCUGCAUUUCGUUACGCCUGUCUCCUUCCGCUUUCCUUUCAACUCCUACCCGUUUGUUCCCACGCUCAUUGGAUUUGGAUUUCUCGUAUCCGGUUUUAUUGCAUGUCGCAUUUUCCUUACUGUUUCGUCGCACAAGCGCUCAUCAUUGUUGCAAACCACGAACUUCUACCCCUUUGCGACGGGUCUAA
This is a messenger RNA of Microdochium trichocladiopsis, 1146 nucleotides long. RefSeq lists its product as uncharacterized. The transcript is spliced from 2 exons. The coding region runs from base 1 to 1146 and encodes 381 amino acids. Lineage: Eukaryota; Fungi; Ascomycota; Sordariomycetes; Xylariales; Microdochiaceae. The record is from RefSeq and is a predicted model, not a curated record.